CUCGUCCCUCCUUGUCGUUGUCAUUUCUCAUUCUGAUCAUCUACCUCCACCGAUCCCCUCAUCGAAUUUUCACAUCUUCGAGCGAGGUGCUAUUUGUCUAGACCAUGGCUACUAUCGAACCCUCAGGUGCUGCUCCGCCAGCAUUGCCUGCCUCGGAACAAGAAUUCCUCUCUUCAUACUUUUCCCAGCGCUAUCGCCAUCGUACCAGCUAUGUACAAAAUCUUGCUCUUACCCAUGGCGAAAAUAUCCUGCCUUUACUGAAGGAGCUGCUCGCCACACAGCCCGUUAUCAAGUCGAUCCCUAUCGCUCGCCCGGCCACAAAGGAGACGGAGCUCAAUGCGGAUGGCGGAAACCCUUCCCCCGUGGUUGACGACCAUCCUUUGUCCUUCGCGCAGACUAAUGCCACGUCCCGUUACAUCCAGCGUGAUACCGGGCUCGCCAUGGCCAUUACCCUCGCCCAAAAAGGAAGCACUCGUGCAGUUGGUCUCUUACUUGCAAACCUGAAUCAUCCAUACCAGGUUGGCAAGAAGAGUUUGCUCAGCUGCCUUGCCUUAUGUGCCACUGACGACGACAUCCUUGCGGCCGCUGCAGAUUCUGCUCCUGCGGUCCGCGAUGCUUUGAUCGCUGCUCUGACCAAGGCAAAGCGCAAGGGCCUUGUCAGCGACAUUUUGGGAAAGCCCCGCCAUAUCGCUAAAUCCAAGCCGCUGGUGCCACUUACGACCCGCUUUCGGCGAGCACUCGAGCGAGCCCAGGAAUACGAGCGCGAGCGAAUUUGGAACAAGUACGGUGGUGUACUGGAUAUCACCAACCAGCCCGGAAACAAUGACUGCGAGCCCGGCGAGUCAAUCAAGGAUGUAGUCCUGUCUCUGCAAGAAACCUUCCCACCCUUGCACAGUUGGGACAGCGCCAAGCCCGAUCGACGGUCCCCGAAGCUCGCCGCUAUGAUCGAAUCCUCUUUAAUACCGCUCCUCAAGCACGACACUAAGAGAACGGUGCAUAUUCUACAUCGGACCUCAUGGCAAGUCCGCGGAGAUAACCAAUAUUCCGCACAUGUCCCUGCAGGCAUGAUCAAUGGGAAAAGGGCGCGCCGUUUCUGGUGUCAUCGUAGUAGUAAUGAUACGCUGUUUCAAGAAUUCUGGCUCAGUCUCAUAGCCGUUGGCAAUGGUGAGCUCGUGAAGAACGGCACUCUGUCUCAAGAGUUUUUCGAGUUCUGCCGUGGACCCGAAGUCGACUGCAUAGUUCGUGCCGUUCUCGUAUUGACCGAGGCAGACGAGUUCAAGGCACGGUCGACCACAGAUUCCGCAUCGCAAGCCUCUCGCCUCAAUAACAUCUUCAAGUUCGCGGCGGCAGGCGUGCAUAACCUGCUUACGCGUAUUUCGGGUUGCUCAGUACUAGAUAAGCGCACCGCAACCACGGCCAUGUUCCAUCAGUACCUUCGAGAGCUCUUGUCACUGCUUUGCUCAAAGGCAGUUGCAGCCAUCCAUGGUCAGAAAAUAGGGAACGCGGCCUUCCGCGACCGACUUUACAAUGACGUCCUCAAGCUCGUACUAACGAACGACCCAAGCAGCUGGGUGCGCGUGACGUCUCCAGAGCUGAGAUCGUUCCCACCACUCGCUCAACACCUCUUCGAUCAGGUUCAAGACGUCUUCAGGGGAACAUGGACCGAAUACCAGCACACGACCGUAUGUUUUGUCGAGGACUUCAUUGAGCUCCUUGCGCCCAAAGAUACAAGUGUCUAUGCGAUUCCCAACGACGGCUUUGUACAGCCAUUUUCCUCAGUUCCGUCGUGGGACAAUAUCUCGGUGUUCCAGACGUUUAUCGCCGAUGGCUUCAGCAAGACCGGCAAGGAGAUGAUCCAACUGGAUUCUAGGUGGAACUGUCAUCUUGCCACCUUGGCACCAAACUUAACGCCUGAGCAGCGCGACCAAGUGUUCCGUUGGGUAACAGCUUUGCCCAGCUUCAAAGCACAGAUUGAGGAAGACCCAGGUUCCCAUAACAUGCAUUUGAUGAUUCAGGCUCUCGGCACCAAUAUUGAGCUCCGACACCAAGUCGUCUUUCCAUUGGUAUUCUUCGACAGGAAGGAUAAAGAGGUUGAUCUGGGCGAGCAAAUCUCAGACUGGGCGGCCUAUGUGGAUAUUCGUAUUCCAGAUGUGCGAGCACUGUUGGUCAAGGAAACUACCAAACCGACGUUUGAGGAUCGUCUCAAGUGGAUCGCUGCCAUUCUCAAGGCUACUCAGCUAGUUGGAGAUGUCAAGGAGUGGAUCAUCACCCUGAAAUGGCUUAUUCCCAAGAUCCGCAACGAGAUUCACCCGAACGUAACGUCUCUUGCGCCACAUCUGUGGACCAAUCGUGGGCUGAUCUCAAGGCAGUAUCUGGACAAUGCAACCUUGGAGGAGGCAAAGGAGUUAUCAAAGUUGUAUCUCGCCAUGGAUGCCCAGAACACGGCUGCUGUCACUGCAGUGUACGCUAUCACUGGCUUUAUUGAUGGCAUAUCGACCGAGGCUCUCAAACGCUUCGCCGGGCAUGCCUCGCACCCUUUCUUCCAGUUUGCUGCAGAGAUUCGCUGGAGACGCGUCCUGACAAAGUACGGAGAGCUGACUGCACUAGAUAAUUACAAUUUGCCUACGGGUGCACCCAUGUACGGCGACGCUCGAUCGGAGCGCGAUGAAGAGAGCGAGAUCAUCAGACGCCAACUGCUAGCCAAGGAGCAAGAAACGCUGAAGACGGAGGGCGGUCCAUGGGGUCUGUAUCAAAUCAUGGAGGGACACGAGGAAGCCUUUGUUCAGGCAAAAUUGAACGCUUUCCAUUCGCGCUGGCUUUCCGUGAAGACGAUGAUGGAUCCAGAUGUCCAGGGGAGGGAUGUGCAGGCGUUUAAAGAAGCCAGGAAGAGCAUUUGGUUGGCACUCUGCACUUCCUUGAGCGCCGAGUUAGGCUGGCGCUGGAAGAACUCGCCGACACUGGUGGCGUAUCUCAAUGAGAUCUUGGAUGUGCUUGCGAGCGCCCCGACAAAGACUUUUGGCGCGGACACCGUCUUUGAUUGGAACGAUGACAAAGUUCUGAGGGAGUCAGUAUCAUACGUCCAGAAACUUUUCGAUAUCUACACUGACGAUGAAUGGAUUCGUGCAAAUCGAGAUGCACUGCCAUGGUAUAGGCGGUUCCGGGACCUUAGACUUGAGUCAACCAUGUUCAAGGUUGGGGUGCAGAAACGUGAGGCGGACUGUGUGCUCAAGAGCGGCAAGAGAGACAAUGUUCGAUAUGAGGCACUCAUGGAGGAGCUCUUAAAAAAAUCGCCAUCAGCUAUUCACCUGCCAUCCGUACGACAGUUUGUUUCGGAUAAGCGGCCUGACCUGUUGACUGACGAGCAGAUUCGUAUGACUAAAGGAAUUGUGGGCCUCUUCAACCAGGUUGAGACUGCAGAGCCAUGGGAUUUCUUCGUGAACACGCCCUCCCGACUCGACCCUCACCAAUGCGAGCUGCUAAAAGCGAGACAUCUCCUUGGCAUGACAGACACUGGAACGUCCUUCAAUAUUCGAGUCCAGCAUGCCCAGUCGUUCAUCGCCAUCCCGACUACAACUGUGGAGGAUGUCGCCAAGGCACUUUGCACUCCUUCCUUGCCAUCGCGCAUUGUCGAGGCGCUUCUUAUGUUCCUUCCGACGAUAGGAGAACCUGCGAGCACCCUCCAAAUCCUCCUGGCUCCAGUGUAUAUUCAGUCUCAUUUGGCUCGCACCUCCAUCCAUGCUGUCGAGAACGCUCUCACGUCUGUUCCCGUGCACCGGAUUCCAGACUUUAUCUUGCCACUCUUCCCGCCUGCCGAGCAGCGCCAGCAAAAGGUGACGGUCCAAAAGGAGGGCGUUCGCCUGGCAUGCGCCAGUAUGCGUCUCUUAGUAGAGCCCAAGAUCACCGCCUUGAUCGACGAUCUGUUGAGUCGAACGGAUAUCCAGAGUGAUGUCCAUAUAGUCAUCCUUCAAUCUUUGUUUGGCUUGCUAUGUGGUCCCGAAGGCAGGGAGACACGUUAUCAGGAUAUCACGGAGCGGAUCUGGAAGAUAUUGGUCGACACUGCACACUCGGAUCUUCUGAAGAAGUCCGGUGUUGCUUUUGUUCUCUUGGCAGUAAUACCCUCGUCCAGGCGCCUGGGACAGGCGCCUCGUAUGAAUCCGUCCAGCGGUAGUCGCAUACUCAAGAUCAACACAGCCCUACAGAACCUGGCUAAGGUUGUUAUUCCUGAGAGUCUUGUCGAUCGGUACGUCGACGAUAUACUUGCACCCAUGUGCGCGAAACCAACGGGUGAAAACGCAGGCGAUGACGAUCUGGUCGACGUUCGAACCUUGGCUCUACAAAUCCACACACAGGUCGAAGGCUGGAUCACUGUUAGAAACGCAUCCAAACUUGCCAAAACAUGGAGAAAAGAGGCAUCCGAGGUUCCACUGGAGGAGGACAAGGAUCAACUCUGGCCUUUGUUUUCUUAUGGCAUCAGUAUGUGCGUGGGAAAGGAGGUCCAGGGAGCGCUGGAAGCUGGUCAAGAAGGAAACACAUCCUGGCAGGAGCUGAUCGGCCUUAUUCAAGAUCAGGUUGACCACUUUCUGGACCCAACACUACGCCGGGAGUUGCGAAAGAAGGCUCUGGAGAGAAUCAAUGGCCUACAGCUUAAGGACUCUUUUUUGCUGCAAAACUUUGAGAAAGCGAAGAAGAUUGGUGCGUUCACAGGAGACGUCCUCGAUUUGUCGCGUCCAUUGUUGGGCAAGGGAAUGGAGGCUGUGGCCUGGAAGAUCGCGUUGGCGAGGGAGAUUACGGUUUUUGGCCCCCAAGCGGACAUGACGCAGGACCAGAUCAAUGAAGAGGCGCUCAGAAUCCUACUCCGCAUUGUGGACUAUACCAACCGAUACCUGUCUGAUGAGAACGUCGUCAAGGAAUGGGUCAAACAACUUCUGUCCAAGGCCAGUAAUAACACGCCUUUGAAGAGAUUUAUUGGUCUAGCCCUUAUCAGGCCACUCGAGGAUUUGAUUGACUGGGUUCAUCUGGACGAUGUGACCCUGAAUGUUGUAUGCAGCAAUGCCGGGGUCUUUACACUGGCUGAAAUUGGCGUUUUGGUGGAGAGAUUAGCCAGCCGCGAAAACCCACAUUUUUACUGGAGACAGCGAAAGAUGAUCUCCCAGGCCAUCACACGCGAAGUUCAGCGCCGGUUUGCGGAGAGCCGAAGAGAGUUGACUCAGAAACUAUUGUCGUCGGUGAAGUUGAUAUUAUCACCAUUGAUCAAGCGUGCCCAGGCUGCGGGAUGGAUCCAAGGGCCCGAUGCGACCAUCAUUUCUGACAUGAUGAGGAGCCAUAUGUCUAUCAUGUGUACAGCCUUCCCCAGAGUUACCGGCCCGUGGCUGCAUCACAAUGUCGCCAACGCCCUGGAAUCUGGCGACGAUAAUUGUGGUCUGGCGGACAUCGUCAACGCCUUUGUGAGCUUCGGUUCGCAGGCUACGUCCAUGGGGCAUCAAGAUACGGCCAUUCAGAAGAUCAAAGCAACUGACAGAUACGGCAUAGCCCCAGCAACAGCUCUGAUCCUUGAAGCCCUUAUGAACGGCACAGUGGCUGGAUUGGACUUCACGCUGUUCAUGGCGCCUCAUAGUGUCCCAUUCGAGGUCAUGCAAGGAUACUGGUUCCCAUUUAAAGCCAGCCCUGAUUCGGAGAUAAGUAUCAGCGGCAAGACGAGCCUUCCCUCGACACUGAAGGAGCUUGACUCGAUCUGGAACAAGACCAUGGGCGAUCAUCCUGGAUAUUUCAAGCCUUUGGACCAGGCUGUUCGAAGCGCUUCUCAGAAGAAUACAUCGCCGAUGCUCCUCCAGAUGUACCGCAAUUACGCCGCGCUGACGAUCAACAAGCACCCCCAGGCUGUGCUGAUGCGACCGUACGUCUAUCUGGAAUAUGCACGUCUGGCCCUGACACAACCUGGCACGACUGUCACUCCAAAUAUGAUCGCAGGACAAAUGCUAGCUGCAUUUACGCCUGUCAAAGAUCCAAUUGCCGACCAGUUUACGUUUGCGUGGGCGCCUCCCCUGGGUCUGGCACUGGACAUGGCGGAGUAUUUGUUGCAUGAUGUCCGUGAUGAGGCAGCGACGGAGGGAGAGCGUGAGGCGCGAUUGAUUGAGCAGACGGUGGCCACUUUCUUGAACGGGUGGCUCCAGCAGAUUGUGUUGCGGGAGGUUGGAAAACUGCUAGCGGAGGAAGCAGACGUUGCUGCCCUGGAAGCGCGCUACAUAGCUCUAGUCGAGGAACUCUGUGAGGAUGGAUCCGGUGGGCAGGGUCUGGCAUUGGAGCUGGGCGAUUUUUUACCGGGCGGCCAAAAAAAGAGUGCAUUUGACAAUAGUACAAUGGAAGAAAAUGAUGGUGACUACUGCUAAUGGCAUCCCUUCAGACGCCUAGCGCAAGCGACAACUAUAUUAUGCGUAUGUAUGUGAAUAAAGGGUCAAUUUGUUACAUAGUG
Molecule: messenger RNA, 6469 nt
Organism: Gamsiella multidivaricata
Lineage: Eukaryota; Fungi; Mortierellomycota; Mortierellomycetes; Mortierellales; Mortierellaceae
Exons: 5
Coding region: 105-6386 (2093 amino acids)
Source: RefSeq, a predicted model, not a curated record